UCUGCGCUCAACGCUAAUCUGUCCGUUAUUGAACGAAUGCAGAGCGAUCUCCAUCACCACUUCACUGAGAUGGAAACGAAGUACAGAUCUGUCAACGAAACCAAGGCUCAAAUCUGUGAAUUUUUGACCAGCAGAAGAGAGCAAACAUGUUCCAAGGAUUGGAUCAGAAAUGAAGACCUGUGUUAUUUCAUUUCCUCGUUUGAAAGUUCUUACCAGGGGGCGAAGCAACUCUGUUCUAUCGCUGAUUCAAAACUUCUUCAAAUAAUUUCAGAGGAGAAAGAGGAAAACGGUCUCUAACGUCGUGUACAAGGUGAACUCUGGAAAGUUCGAAUGCAAUGAAUGUAAAUCCGGUUGGCUUGGCAGUUGCAAAAAUGGUCAGCACCGUUUCAUUUGUGAGAAGCCCGCAGCUUUGCGUCCGGAUAUUCCUGAAAAGAUCCGGGAUCUUUGUCAAAAGUCCGCGUAGCCGACGUAAAUCAAGUGACAUUAUUCUCUAACCACAAUUCCUGCUCUCUCACCGACUCUGACAACCGAAUCAGUUCUGCCCCUUGCCCCUACCCUAUACUUUCUCUACCUAUGGCAUUCUUUUUCGCAAUCUUGCUCUCUCUUUACACUCCUACUUCUGAUCUCUCUGUCAUAACUUCUUCCCAUCCAUCUUCCAAUAUUUCAUCCCCAUUUUCCUUCCCGUCACUUUCCUGCCUCCCGCUCCCAGCAUCAAAGGACUGCAUCGCAUAUCCGUAACUUAUCCGCCCUGAGCUUUGUAUCUUUGUAUGAUCAAUACGUGAGAAGUAUGUAAAAUUAA
Hypanus sabinus (Atlantic stingray) is the source of this 799-nucleotide messenger RNA. Its product is annotated as natural killer cells antigen CD94-like. The record is from RefSeq and is a predicted model, not a curated record. Bases 37 to 297 code for a protein of 86 amino acids. NCBI's taxonomy places the organism in Eukaryota, Metazoa, Chordata, Chondrichthyes, Myliobatiformes, Dasyatidae. The transcript is spliced from 3 exons.